Messenger RNA from Onychomys torridus (southern grasshopper mouse), 1772 nucleotides. RefSeq names its product coiled-coil-helix-coiled-coil-helix domain containing 5 (gene Chchd5). Lineage: Eukaryota; Metazoa; Chordata; Mammalia; Rodentia; Cricetidae. The transcript has 4 exons. The record is from RefSeq and is a predicted model, not a curated record. Bases 210 to 542 code for a protein of 110 amino acids.
GAGGUCCCGCCCGGACAAGCCAUGAGCCGGAAGGCGAGCGAAGCAGAGCGCUGCCAUGAUGGUUGAACUUAGGUGGGAUGAGUGGCAGGACUCUCGGCGACCGGAAGAGUGAGGCGGGGAGGUAUGGGUUGGGCGCUGCCAUGUCAACCUGAUACCGGAAAAGGCGGGUCUCUUCUCUCUGACUGAUCGGCGCCUGAACUCGCCUGGAGAUGCAGGCAGCCCUGGAAGUCACUGCUCGAUAUUGCAGCCGGGAGCUGGAUCAGUAUGGACAAUGUGUGGCAGCCAAGCCUGAAUCUUGGCAUCGGGAUUGUCACCACCUUAAGAUGAGCAUUGCCCGCUGCACAUCCUCCCACCCCAUCAUCCGCCAGAUCCGCCAGGCCUGCGCUGAACCUUUUGAAGCUUUUGAGGAGUGUCUUCGCCUGAAUGAGGCAGCGGUUGGCAACUGUGCCGAACACAUGCGCCGCUUCCUGCAGUGUGCUGAGCAGGUGCAGCCUUCAAGUUCACCCACAACUGGAGAGGCACAGCCACUUCCUGCCUCCUGAAGACCCCCUUAGACUUGGAGAAAACUGGACAUGACUAGCUCACUUGAUGUCUUCAUCUAGAAGAGUGACCAUUUUGGAGUCUUGAGGGCUCUGGUGUGGGUCUGGCUUUCCUGGACUUCAGGACUCUAAAUAAAUAAAUACUGAGUACUGGGCUUUGGUUCAGCCUAUGACACUGAGGGGCACUAGGAGAGCUGGAGGAGAGCUUGGCCACCCUCCCCCAGCUUUACUUGGUCUGUCAAGUAAGAGCUCAGGAGGGGCCGAGGUGCUCCUGGUCUAGGCUUAGCCUUAAGAGGACUCAAACAGCCGUUCCCUGUCCCUUCCUGUCUGUACGCUGGGGAAGGACUUUCCUGUCACACUCACCAGAUGACUUUGUUUUGUUUUUGUUUUUGUUUUUGUUUUGAGUCUAGGCAGUCCUGAAGCCCAGUACCAAACUGGAUUCAGACUCAGAACAGUCUUCCUGAGUGCCAGGGUUACAGGUGUGAACCACCAUGCCCAGCCUUCUUGCCCACGACCUCACACAUGCCAGUCAGGUUGCCCUCCCUGCCUCUUGUGCCCUGAGCCUGUGUCCACUCCAUCUCUCCACCGUUUUCUUGAGGCUUGUGAGAGGAACAGUGAAAGCUCAUCGUUCAUAGCAGUACAUCUUUCCACUGCUGAAGCAGAACUGGUUGAGCAGUGGACACUGGCCUUGGGCAGUGCUUGUAAAAAUUCUGGCCUUAGUAUCGAAAACAGCUGUGUGGAGGCAGAAGCAAGGCAUGAGAAUCAGAAGUUCAAGGUCACCCACUGCUAUGUAGUUUGAGGCCAAACCAAGGCCCUGUCUUGUUAAGUUUUAAAAUUUGAAAACUGAAAGGACUUGGCUUGGAAGCAUCCUUCACUGGAUUUUUAGUUUGUCUUGAUCAGCAAUUUCCCAAAAGCCAGGUGUCAGAAUGGGGCACAGAUUCUCAGUCUGAAUCCAGAAAUAGUGAGAGGGAGUGGGAAAGGGAGACAAGAAGACAGCCAGUCAAAAGUAUUAUCAGGUUGGCGAGAUGGAUCAGUGGGUAAGGGUGUUGCCAUGUGAGGGCCUGCCUGAGUGACCCCAGGACCCACGUGUUGGAAGGGUAGAGCUAACUCAUACAAGUAGUUCUGUUUAUAGAAACAGAAUUUCUGUUUCUUCUGACCUCCACAAGUGUGCCAUGGCAUCCCCUGCUUCCCACUCCAGUAAAGCAAACGAAUAAAAUGUAAUUUUAAAAAGUG